AUGAGUAAGGACCAUCAACAAAAACUCAAUCCAGCAGCAGCUUCACCAACUACAAAUUUACCACUCACUACUCCAACAGAUUCACCAACGACGACUAUUUUACCAGUAACAACAGUUUCACCAUAUAAAAAUUUUAAAAAUCCACAACUUAUUAAAACUGAUAAAAUCGAGUAUCUUGACGACAACAAUCCAUUCAUUUUAUUGGAUAGACCAGGAUUUGAUAUAUUCGGACAAGAAAUACAAGCCUUAAAAUCCACCAAAUUAAUGUUGAAUUGCAAUAGGUGUAAUCUAAAAUAUCCUUAUAAGGUUUAUGCUAGACAUUUUUCCAAAUGUUUAGGAUUAACUAGAUCUAGAAAAUCAAAUAAUUCAUUAUCAUCAGCUUCAUUAUUUUCAUUUAAACGAUCUUCGAGUGCUCCUCCAUCAUUUGAUACUGAUAGAUUACAAGAUUUAGAGGAAUAUUCUAGUAUUUAUCAUGAAAGAAGUGGAGAAUCGUUGUCAUAUACUACACCAAAUUCACCAAUCCGCAAAAAAAUUGAUUGA
This is a messenger RNA of Entrophospora sp. SA101, 540 nucleotides long. The record is from the annotation of a GenBank genome assembly. Lineage: Eukaryota; Fungi; Glomeromycota; Glomeromycetes; Entrophosporales; Entrophosporaceae.